AGCUUUCAGUCUCUAUUUUAGGUUAGAACCAUACCAGGCCAUUGGCAUCUGGAUCUUUUAUUUAUUAUUUGUUAUUAAAAAGUUAAUAGCGAAGAAAAAAAAUCUCCCCUCUUUCGCGACCCCUCGUUGCCCUUGAUUGAUGCCAAAGAGAAGAAAAAAAAAACACAUACACGACGAUACAUCACAACAGCCCAAAAUCACACGUCCACUUUUUACUGUGUACCUGAGUUGGGAUUCCUCUCAAACCACUUGUUGCGACUUCAAAUUCAUUUAGCUCUCAACCAUACAAGGUCAUUAUUUAUCACAAGUCUAUUGUCGUUCUAAGAUCGACUUCCUUUGUUUUUUUGUUAUUAUAUUAAUCGCAAUCAGACAGUUCCUCUCGCCGCGUCUUGUUAGCCCUGCGGGGCACAACACUACCUACACAUACACAUUACACCACUACACCACUACACCAAUACAUACACCAGUACACCUGGGCACUGCAACACCACGAACCCAUAUCGAUACCAUUCGAUUUUCUGACAACUUUUCUUCACUGCCUAAUAAUACCCUCUUCUUCUUCUUCUAUUUCCCACUAGCACUCCUUUUCAAAAAGAAUCGUCCAUCGCCGACUUCGAUUUACCAGUAAUCAUGUCGGUGCUUCCGGCAGAAACACAUGCAGAGCUCACACAGCUCUUGCAAGCUCUACAAUCGCCAGAUAACUCUAUACGGUCUCAGGCCGAAGGUCAUCUACAAAACAACUGGACUAAUACCCGACCUGAGAUCCUGUUAAUGGGCCUGGCCGAACAGGUGGCCGCCUCGAACGAAACAACGCUUCGUUCAUUCGCCGCCGUCAUAUUCCGUCGAAUAGCGUCAAAGACGCGCAAGUCUGAGAAGGGCGAUUCUACCGAGAUUUUUAUAUCCUUGCCUGCUGAACAGGCAUCCGUUAUCCGCCAGAAACUCCUUGAGGCCUUAGCCAACGAGCGGGACCGCCUGGUCAGGAAUAAAAUUAGUGAUGCCAUUGCUGAUGUUGCGAGGCAAUAUUCAGAAAGUAACGAACAAUGGCCUGAAAUCUUAGCCGUCCUUUUUAACCUCAGCGUGGCCCCCGAUGCAGGACAACGAGAGAACGCUUACCGCGUCUUUGCGACAACGCCCGGUAUCAUAGAGAAACAACACGAGAGCGCGGUAUUAGAGGCCUUUAACAGAGGAUUCAAAGAUGAUUCCGUAGCCGUUCGCUUGGCUGCCAUGGACGCUUUUGCUUCCUUCUUCCGAAGUCUAUCGAAGAAAGCCCAACCCAAGUAUUUCUCUUUACUGCCCGAUGUGCUCAACAUUCUACCGCCUAUUAAGGAUUCGCAUGAUUCUGAUGACUUGAGCAAGGCCCUCGUUGCACUUAUAGAUCUAGCCGAGACGUCACCUAAGAUGUUCCGACCCUUAUUCCACAAUCUCGUUAUGUUCAGCGUCGGUGUUAUUCAGGAUAAGGAGUUGAACGAUCUUUGUCGGCAAAAUGCCCUCGAACUUAUGGCUACUUUCGCCGACUACGCCCCGUCCAUGUGUCGCAAAGAUCCUUCGUAUACAAAUGACAUGAUUACUCAAUGUCUAAGCUUGAUGACGGAUCUCGGUGAGGACGACGAUGAUGCCGCCGAAUGGUUAGCAUCUGACGACUUUGAUCAAGAGGAAAGCGAUCUAAACCAUGUUGCUGGAGAACAGUGCAUGGACCGAUUGGCUAACAAACUUGGCGGUGAAACAAUUCUAGCGCCAACGUUUCACUGGCUUCCUCGGAUGAUGACCUCUAUGGCAUGGAAGGACCGCCACGCGGCUCUUAUGGCCAUCUCAGCCAUUUCCGAGGGCUGUCGUGAUCUCAUGGUCAAGGAACUGAAUCAGGUCCUUGAGCUUGUCGUUCCCGCUUUGAAGGAUCCUCAUCCUCGAGUUCGCUGGGCCGGUUGCCAGGCACUUGGCCAGAUGAGCACAGAUUUUGCGCCGACGAUGCAGAAGGAAUAUUACGAUACGAUAUUGAAGACUAUCAUUCCUGUACUUGACUCCCCGGAAGGCCGUGUUAAAGCCCACGCUGCUGCCGCCUUAGUCAACUUUUGCGAGGAGGCUGAGAAGAGUAUCCUUGAGCCGUAUCUCGACGACCUUCUAAAUCAUCUAUUCGAACUCCUCCAGUACGAGAAGCGCUACGUCCAAGAGCAAGCACUGUCUACGAUAGCGACUAUUGCCGACGCUGCCGAGGCCGCAUUUUCUAGGUAUUACGGCACGCUCAUGCCUUUACUUUUCAGUGUCUUGCAGAUGGAGCGUGGGAAGGAGUACCGGUUACUUCGUGCGAAAGCUAUGGAAUGUGCUACUCUGAUAGCACUGGCGGUUGGCAAGGAACGUCUCGGGAACGAUGCUAUGACAUUGGUCGAACUCCUUGCCAACAUCCAGACCAACAUCACUGAUGCUGACGAUCCGCAGUCUCAAUAUCUCAUGCAUUGCUGGGGACGUAUGUGUAGAGUAAUGGGUGCUGACUUUUUGCGUUUCUUGCCCAACGUUAUGCCACCCCUAGUCGAACUAGCCAGUGCCAAGGCUGACAUCCAACUACUGGACACCGAUGAUGAGAUCGAACAAUUCCAACAGGAGGAUGGGUGGGAGCUAGUGCCACUCAAGGGUAAGAUGAUUGGGAUCAAAACUUCCACGAUGGAUGAUAAGCAUAUGGCGAUUGAGCUACUUGUCGUCUAUGCGCAGACUCUGGAAGCACAUUUCGCCCCAUACGUCGCUGAUACAAUGGAGAAAAUUGCACUUCCGGGUUUGGCAUUCUUUUUCCACGACCCAGUUCGGUUCAUCUCGGCGAAACUUGUACCACAGCUCCUCAGCUCAUACAAGAAAGCGUAUGGUCCCGAGUCCAAUGAACUUCGGGGCUUGUGGGCUGGAACUGUGGACAAAUUAUUGGAAGUCCUAACUGCGGAGCCAGCUAUCGAUGCAUUGGCCGAAAUGUACCAAUGCUUCUACGAGUCGGUCGAAGUGGUGGGCAAGAACUGUCUUACUCAACAACACAUGGUCAAAUUCAUCGACGGGGUCCAUUCAGCUAUUGAAGACUACAAGGAUCGCGUCGCGCGGCGUGAAGAAGACAAGGAGGGUGUUGCUGCUGAAGAGGCUGAGGAUGAAGCUGAGGAGCUUAUGCUUGCUAUUGAAGAUGACCAAACUCUGUUAUCUGACAUGAACAAGGCCUUCCAUUCGAUUUUCAAGAACCACGGUGCCGUUUUCCUCCAGCCGUGGGAGCGCCUUAUGGGCACCUACGAAAGUUUUCUCAGCUCAUCAGAUCCGACGCAGCGCCAAUGGGGUCUCUGUAUUAUGGAUGACGUCCUGGAGUACUGUGGGCCGGAGAGCGUUCGCUAUGCCCAAGCUAUCGGCACGUCUCUACUAGAAGGGUGCAAAGACCCGUCUGCCGCUAUUCGCCAAGCUGCUGCGUAUGGUAUUGGUGUGGCCGCUCAUCGUGGUGGAGCUCCUUGGUCUCAAUUUUUGGCCACUUCGAUUCCCUACUUGUUCCAAGCAACCCAGAUACCAGAUGCCCGUGGUGAAGAAGCAGUUUAUGCUACCGAGAAUGCUUGCGCAGCAAUCGCUAAGAUUCUGCACUUUAACAAACAAAAUCUUCAAGAUCCGCAAGCGAUUGCGACUCAAUGGGUCAAUACUCUACCAGUAACGAAUGAUGAGGAGGCGGCUCCAUAUGCCUAUGGGUAUCUCGUCGAAUUAAUGGAACAGCAAAAUCCCGCUGUGACCAGCCAAGUGGACAAAGUCUUUGUAUACAUAGGACAAGCUCUCGAGGCUGAGAUGCUUCAAGGAGCACUUGGCGCACGUGUUGCCAGGACAAUUCAGGUUCUACUUCAGGCGGCAAACAUUGACCCGACGCCUUUGUUGCAACAGCAUUUCACGCCAGAGGGCCAACAGAUUAUUAGACGAUACUUCUCUUAGGCGCUCAGGGUGUGGCACCUGGCUUGUUGAACUAGUUACUGAUGGAGGCCGCACAUGGUUGGUCCGCGCAGGCCUUCUCAUGGAAAUUAUGGCUGCGAUAAAUGGCAGUGCAAAGAAUGAGAAGAAACAUUUUGACUCGGACAUGAUACCUCGAUCCAACCGUGGGUUGAUUCACCUUACAUGACGUCGUUUUACCUUUAUGCUCUCCAACGGGACGGAUGAGUUGGGGAGGGCAAGUGAUUCAAGGAUGAAGCGAUAUAGAGUGAGGAGUGAUCUCGAGCAAAUGUGCUGGGGCGAAAUCAAGAUCGUGAAUCUCGCGCGUAAUAUGGCGCAACUAGGACGGGAGGGACAUUGUACCUCUUCCAGGACUUAGCAGUAUAGAGCAAAAAGAGAGAUUACCAAUGAAAGGGCCGUCUUGCCUAGUAAUUGAGCGCUUAUUUCCCAAUCGUUUUCCCUUACCGGUUGAUUGUUUGAGCCAUAUGAUCGAUUCCUUUAAAUCCAAUAUUAGUAACCCUAUAACUAGAAAGCUAUACUAUUAGCUACAAUAAGUAAUUAAAACUAUCAAGUUCUCU
Molecule: messenger RNA, 4496 nt
Organism: Hypoxylon trugodes
Lineage: Eukaryota; Fungi; Ascomycota; Sordariomycetes; Xylariales; Hypoxylaceae
Product: ARM repeat-containing protein
Exons: 7
Coding region: 631-3924 (1097 amino acids)
Biological process (GO): protein import into nucleus
Cellular component (GO): nucleus; cytoplasm
Molecular function (GO): nuclear import signal receptor activity; small GTPase binding
Source: RefSeq, a predicted model, not a curated record